This is a messenger RNA of Lingula anatina, 822 nucleotides long. RefSeq names its product protein Star-like. Lineage: Eukaryota; Metazoa; Brachiopoda; Lingulata; Lingulida; Lingulidae. The record is from RefSeq and is a predicted model, not a curated record.
AUGGUGGGGUUUUACGUCAAAACAAUCACCCACAGUGGUGGACCUUCCGCUACAUUUGAAAUGAAUGAAAGAAGCAGUACAGACAUCGAGGUUCUUCAAGAUAUUUUCUCGAGAGAGCUUGACGCGCUUGAUCCCAGGCUGCUAGAGUUUGUGAGGCGCCGACUGCUCUAUGCACCUUCUAGGAAGCCUCGGAAUCUUAAGAGACCGAACACGCUGGAUUAUUCUCCUCGCGCACAAAGUAGAGUUGUAGAUACAUUUCUGCACCAGCGUCGGAACGGUUUCUUUGUGGAGGCCGGUGCUUGGGACGGAGAAAAGACCAGCAACUCUUUAUUUUUUGAAAAAUCUCGCAACUGGACCGGAAUACUGAUAGAACCUGACCCCCAAAAUUUUGAGCAACUUGUCAUGAAAAACAGGAAGGCGUUUGUGGUCCAGUCCUGUCUCACGAGUAAACCCAUUUGGCUGGAUUUUACGUUAUCCAGCAGACCAGAUGCUGGAGCCAUCAACCCCAUAAACAAAAACCGACCUAUUAGGGGAAAGACCAGGCUGCUUUGCCUGCCGAUCCAGACGCUUUUAAGCAUCAUUGGUCGGACACACGUGGACUUCUUUUCCCUCGACAUAGAGGGAGCAGAGCUGGAGGUUCUCCGAGCUUUCCCGUGGGAUAAAAUAACGGUCGAUAUGUGGACGGUGGAAGUUCAUCAGCGUAGUAAGAAUUACAGUCAGGCUUUGAUAGAUAUUAGAGGGGUAUUUACUCGAACCGGGAUGUAUAAAGAAGUGCAGCCUAUCGGGCAAGAUCUACUGUUUGUGCGACAAGAUGUCCACUAA